UUGAUGUCUCUUGACCUUUAAACAUUCUCAUCAUCCAUCAUUCGACAAAGCGUCAUUGACUUUAAUCCUCAAGAUUAAUCCAUAUUCUAAAAUUGUCAUUUGGCCACAACGCCUUUCCUCUUCGAUGCAAGCUUUCUUCCCCAAUUCCCUGUGCUAACUGCUACGUGACUCCAUCAAUGAGCUUCCCUUACCAACACUUCAUUUAUUUUUUUCCCUCGAAAGUUUAAAAUCUAUAGAAGAAUCCAAGAUCUCCAUAUAGCUGUCGAAUUGUGGCGAGACACAACUCCCAGUACCUUCUUCUUCUUCUUCUUCUCCUUCUUCUUCUUCUCUCUCUCUCUCCCCUAGAUUUAUUUCACAAAUCAUAUAUAUUUUGUUCAAGCCAACUUUGCUUUCUGUUUAUCACCAAGUUCUGAGAACUUUUCCUCUCCAAAUUUCUUUCAACAAUCUGCUUUUUCAUAAUAACCCUAUUAACUCAGCAUCAAAACUGUUUUUCUUUUAUUAUUACUAUUUUGAACGACAACAAAUUGCCUUCCUUCUUCCAAAUCACAUAAUUUUUUCCCCCCAAAUCAUUCAUUCUCUCUAAACUCCGCCAUAAAAAUCUCAUUUUGUUUCCAAUGGGAAAUAAAAUGGUCUGCAUGCCUAUAAAGGAGUUCAAGGGGACUUUCAGAUACAGAAGCAGGAAGGAGAUGAAGCGCUCGUCUUCUAUGAAGAAAUUGAUGUCUGAAAAGGACAAAAUCAGCCAUCUUUCACAGCGCUAUGAAAGCUGCGUCAUCAACCGCGUCGUCCCAACCCGUUCCCAGCCUCCUCGCUCGCUCUCAGAUCCGUUGCCGAAUCACAAGCAGGUCCCCAUAUUUGUAGAGAAAAUUGAAACAAAGAAGGUGAUACUUGUGCAUGGAGAAGGACUUGGAGCCUGGUGCUGGUACAAAAUUGUUCCCAUGAUGGAGGAAGCAGGAAUGGUUCCUGUUGCUUUGGAUCUUGCUGGAUCUGGAACUAAUAACUCCAUUGACUUCAGCAGAAUUACAAGCUUGGAAGAUUAUUCAAAACCUCUCAUGAAUUAUCUUGGCAGCCUAGCAGACAAUGAAAAGGUUAUUUUGGUUGGGCACAGCUGUGGAGGGGCAACUAUAUCAUUAGCAAUGGAGAAGUAUCCCAAUAAGAUAUCAAAGGCUAUAUUUCUUUGUGCAACAAUGGUGAAUAAUGGCCAAAGGCCUUUUGACCCCUUCGCUCAGGAGCUAGGACCAGCUGAACUUUUCCUGAAAGAGUCUCAGAACCUCUUAUAUGGCAAUGGAAAAGAAAAGCCUCCAACUGCUCUACUGCUGGAAAAAGACCAAAUCAAAUGCUUAUACUUCAACCACUGUUCUCCCAAGGAUGUAGCACUGGCUUCAAUGUCCAUGAGAGCUGUUCCUCUUGUGCCAAUGAUGGAGAAAAUGAAGCUCACAGCUGAGAACUAUGGGAAUGUGAGGCGGUUUUUUAUCCACACCUCCGACGACAACAUUCUUAGGCUACAAAUCCAAGAGGAGAUGGUACAGAAGAAUCCGCCUCAUGGGGUUUACAAGAUCAAAGGCAGUGACCACAGUCCUUUUUUCUCAAAGCCUCGGUCGCUGAAUAAGAUUUUGCUUGAAAUUGCACAACUCUAGAAAAUGAGUCUCUUUUUAGAUAUGUGUUUUGUGUUGGUGGUGAAAAUCUGGUCACUUUGCUGCCUUGACUUCUGUGAAUUUUGAAGUUUGAUGAGAAUUAUUUGCUGAACUAUCUGAAGGCAGAUUCAUACAUCAUUUCAGUAAUUCAUUAAG
Molecule: messenger RNA, 1787 nt
Organism: Phalaenopsis equestris
Lineage: Eukaryota; Viridiplantae; Streptophyta; Magnoliopsida; Asparagales; Orchidaceae
Product: putative methylesterase 14, chloroplastic
Exons: 5
Coding region: 615-1634 (339 amino acids)
Biological process (GO): salicylic acid metabolic process; jasmonic acid metabolic process
Molecular function (GO): methyl indole-3-acetate esterase activity; methyl salicylate esterase activity; methyl jasmonate esterase activity
Source: RefSeq, a predicted model, not a curated record